Molecule: messenger RNA, 1308 nt
Organism: Conger conger (European conger)
Lineage: Eukaryota; Metazoa; Chordata; Actinopteri; Anguilliformes; Congridae
Gene: rhbdl1
Product: rhomboid, veinlet-like 1 (Drosophila)
Exons: 8
Coding region: 190-1308 (372 amino acids)
Cellular component (GO): membrane
Molecular function (GO): serine-type endopeptidase activity
Source: RefSeq, a predicted model, not a curated record
GGGGACACAGCAUCCUACACACCAGGAAUCAGCUCUGUUCUGUUUCUCCGUAUUGCUCUGGAAACUAAGCCACAAGCACAAAGGAUCUGCUGCUCCCCUCCAGCAGCCCACUCUCACCCCACCUGAACCCUCCUGUUUUCUCCCUCUGCCCUUGUCCUCGGCGGAUCCUCCGAAAUCCCGGGGCGGUAUAUGGAUAGAAGUUCCUUGUUUCAGCUCAUACAGGAGCAGCUGGACCCAGAGAACACCGGUUUCAUCGCAGUGGAGAACUUCACCAGUCUGGUGGAGCAUCAUGAGCUGCAAUUGGACCCCUCCAAGCUGGAGAUGUUGUUUGCCCUGGUGCAGAGCAACGAGGAAGGGCAGGUCUGCUACCAAGAGCUCAUUGAGCUGAUGAGCAGCAAACGUUCCAGUAGUUUCCGGCGGGCCAUUGCCAAUGGGCGCCGCACGCUGCAGAGGGAGAUCCUGCUGGAUGAGACGGGUUUGGGCGUCUACAAACGCUUUGUGCGUUAUGUGGCCUAUGAGAUCCUGCCCUGUGAGAGCGACCGCCGCUGGUACUUUCAUCAGAACCGCCUGUGCCCACCUCCUGUCUUCAUGGCCAUCAUCACCGUGGUCCAGAUCAUUGUGUUCCUCUGCUACGGUAUCAUGCUGAAUAAGUGGGUGCUGCAGACCUACCAGCCCGACUUCAUGAAGAGCCCCCUGGUCUAUCACCCGCGUCACCGGGCGCAGGUGUGGCGCUUCUUCAGCUACAUGUUCAUGCACGUUGGGUUGGAGCAGCUGGGGUUCAAUGCAUUGCUGCAGCUGAUGAUUGGUGUCCCCCUGGAGAUGGUGCAUGGUAUCCUGAGGAUCAGCCUGCUCUACAUGGCGGGCGUGGUGGCCGGCUCCCUGACUGUGUCCAUCACGGACAUGAGAGCUCCAGUAGUGGGGGGAUCUGGGGGGGUCUACGCUCUGUGUUCUGCGCAUCUGGCCAACGUUGUCAUGAACUGGGCUGGGAUGCGCUGCCCGUACAAGCUGCUCAGGAUGAUCCUGGCUCUGGUGUGCAUGAGCUCAGAGGUGGGGCGUGCCGUGUGGCUGCGCUUCUCCCCACCGCUGCCCUCCUCGGGCCCUCAGCCCAGCUUCAUGGCCCACCUGUCGGGGGCGGUAGUGGGCAUCAGCAUGGGCCUGCUCAUCCUGCGCAGCUACGAGGAGAGCCUGCAGCGCCAGUGCUCCUGGUGGGUCAUCGUCUUCUCCUUCAUCACCUUCCUCCUCUUCGCCAUCUUCUGGAACAUCUUCGCCUACGAGCUGCUAGGCGUACAGAUCCCGCCCCCUCCCUGA